CACUAUAAAACUCUAUAUCUUGAGUCCUAAUUUAACCAUUCUAUUCUUAGUUUCAACUUCUCUACUGAUCUCUCUACAAGAUGAUCAAAAUACCAUCUCUUACUUUACUUCUUCAGCUUAUGCUUCUGUUGUUCCUUACAAGUACCAUUCAGUUGGUAUUUGCAAAGGGGAAAGACAAUGUUAGAGAAGCAUGCAAGGUGACAAGGUAUCCCAAACUUUGUUUCCGCUCGCUAGCGCAGUUCUCCAACGCUGCCGGAACGAGCCCCAGCAAAUGGGCAAGGGCAGGGGUGUCAGUGACAAUAGGAGAGGUUAAGCAUGUUCUAGUAUACCUUGCAAGGUUGAAGAAGAUUCAAGGACAAGUAGGGGGAAGAAGGAGCAGAGCUGCACUCUCUGAUUGCAUCGAGACUUCUAGAGAUGCCCUCGAUGAGCUUCAUAGGUCGCUUGGUGUGCUCAGGAAGCUCAGCAAAAACACCUUUGGUACCCAAAUGGAUGACCUUAACACAUGGAUCAGUGCAGCACUCACUGAUCAGGAUACUUGCCUAGAUGGAUUUCAAGGCCAAAGAGUAGGAAAGGAGAUUAGGUUGCUGAAAAUUAAGGUUAUAAGAUCAUAUUACAUAACCAGUAAUGCUUUAGCUCUUGUUAACAAGCUUGCCACUACAGGUAUUGGAAGCAUAGCGGAUCCAUAGAAAGUCCUAAUAAUAUUGUAACAAAAUUUAUGUGGACUUUUCUUUCAUGUAUCGUAAAUGUGAAACUCUCUUACUCUCAUAUCUAAUCAAAUGAUGUCAUGCAAAAUAAAAAAUAUUACCCACUAUUUCGAAAAGAAUUUAUUUUAACUA
Molecule: messenger RNA, 836 nt
Organism: Arachis duranensis
Lineage: Eukaryota; Viridiplantae; Streptophyta; Magnoliopsida; Fabales; Fabaceae
Product: pectinesterase inhibitor 6
Exons: 1
Coding region: 81-686 (201 amino acids)
Biological process (GO): negative regulation of catalytic activity
Molecular function (GO): enzyme inhibitor activity
Source: RefSeq, a predicted model, not a curated record